Molecule: messenger RNA, 1158 nt
Organism: Neurospora tetrasperma FGSC 2508
Lineage: Eukaryota; Fungi; Ascomycota; Sordariomycetes; Sordariales; Sordariaceae
Exons: 3
Coding region: 1-564 (187 amino acids)
Biological process (GO): mRNA cis splicing, via spliceosome
Cellular component (GO): nuclear cap binding complex
Molecular function (GO): RNA cap binding
Source: RefSeq, a predicted model, not a curated record
AUGUUGAACACUCGCCAAAGGAGCACCGUAGAGCGCCUUGACAGGCCAAGUGCAUACUUUUUCAACAAGAAUAGGCGCAACAGACGUCACGACCGGGACCACCGCGAUGGAGAAAAUGAAGACAGUAACAUGCAUCCCGAAGCGUUCGAUGACCCGUUGAAGGAUGCGACCACUCUCUACGUCGGCAAUCUGCAAGUUUACGAACUCUUUAGCAAAUGCGGCGAGAUCAAGCGCUUGGUCAUGGGCCUCGAUCGCUUACAAAAGACACCGUGCGGUUUCUGCUUCGUCGAAUACUACACCCAUCAGGACGCUCUCGAUUGCAUGAAGUACAUUGGCGGCACCAAGUUGGACGAGCGCAUCAUCCGAACCGAUCUCGACCCAGGCUUCGAGGAAGGGCGACAGUACGGCCGUGGAAAGUCGGGCGGCCAAGUUCGUGAUGAGUACCGUGAGGACUACGACGAGGGCCGCGGUGGUCUUGGCCGGCAAAUCCAGGCCGAGAGAAUGAGGGAGCAUGACCACAAGCGCUACGACGAUAACGACGAACAAUACGGCCGCUUGCGCUAGAGUUAUCAUUGCAUGGGAGUUACGUGGGACAAUGAGGGAGUGCAUCAUGAUUCAGUGCACAGAUAUUCAACUAGUCGUCAUGACAAAUCGACACAAAAUAUGCAAGCCGGCUCUGAAAUUACGGAUUUUGUUCAUUCAGGGCAAGUGGAGGCGGAACAGAGAAGCGUGAAAGACAAAUACCCCCUUGGAAGACAUGAUAUUCGUUGUUGUAUUGGUAUCUUGCUAUGGUAUUUCGGGAAAUUAUUGAUUUCCCAUCCAUUCGGUAUGGCUCCACACAUUCUUCUGUGAUGCUCGCCUGGCCGUGUUUGCGCUGCUCUCUGCAGUGGUAUCUCAACAUGGAGCGAGCUCGAGUGUCCAUGAUGGACAGGACCUCAAGUCAGUCAGUCUCCUUGCGAGACGAGACAGGAGGCCUCCUCUUCUUUGCCCCAAGCAAACGGUCCUGUUACCGGUAUCUCCCAUGUCACCCAUGCCAUUUCGCUGCGUAAUGUUACAAGUGAUAUACAUGCUUGCACGAUAUCGUCCAUCGUCCGGGUCGAAGGUCUUAGUAACCGGGAGGGUUGACUCUCUGGGACACACGGGUCCACUUGGGAAGCU